Messenger RNA from Mus caroli (Ryukyu mouse), 1084 nucleotides. RefSeq names its product coiled-coil domain containing 196 (gene Ccdc196). The record is from RefSeq and is a predicted model, not a curated record. Lineage: Eukaryota; Metazoa; Chordata; Mammalia; Rodentia; Muridae.
UUCACAAGCAAGGGCAGAGAAGAAGGAACUUCAAGAACAACAGCCCAAAAAUGCUAUCUUAACUGCAUGGAGAAAGGUGGCUCAUAUUUUCAAGAAGGCCUCUUUAUUGUUAGGAGUUUCCUUUCAAGAUGACAAGUGGCACAAACUCUUCAGAAUCUGGCUUGUCCUCAAAAAAAAAUUCUAAAAUAUAUGACAACUACUUGAAAGAAAUGAAUGAGGAUUUAAAGUUAAGGAAGCAGGAGCUUCUAGAGAUGCUGAAACCUCUGGAAGAUAAGAACAAUCUCUUAUUGCAGAAGGUAAUGGCGAACUUGGAGGAAAAACAAAAGAGUCUGCAGAUAAUGAGGCAGAUCAUGGCAGGGAGGGGAUGUGACGAAUCUUCAGUCAUGGAGCUUGUUAUGGCACCAGAGGAGAGGAAACCGAACCUGACAUUCGAGUCAGAAGAGCUCCGUGAUCAACAGAAAGCAUUACUAAUGAAGUCCAAGGCAGACAUGCAAGACAGAAAGGCUCAGAAAUCCCCCUUAUCACUUUGGAAGGCCAAGAGUGAGCCAGAGACAUCGGAUGUGGACAAAGUGGACAACAUCAGGAAGGAAAAGCAACAGAUGAAAAUAAAAUGGGUCAAAUAUGAGGAACAACCCAACAUCCUUCAGAAUGGCUUUCUUGACAAAGUGAUUGAGCUGAAAAUUGAAGCCUUGAGGAACUUCCAGAAGACCAAUGACUUUAAAUCAUCACUGUACCUACAACACAAUUUUGAGACAAAGCAAGGAGCUUUGACUCUUCUGAGGUCUCAAGGUGCUACAACUAUGGAGAGAGCAACAACCAACAGAAACGAACUUGAUAUGAGAAUCCCAGGAUCAAAGAACUACAUAGAACAACAAGGAGGAACUAGAGAAAAGUCAGUAUGAUGAUGUAGGACAGAGGCUCUUUUUUCUGAAGUCAAUGCCAGAUGAAGUUCUGAAGGAUUAGAAGGUUUUCCCUACAUUUGCUUUGGACAUUAUUUGAAGACUAGAUACAGCCUUUCUGUUCACUAAAAUCUCUCACACCUUUAUAUUAUUAGGUCUGUCCUUCCAUUCUACCACCAAACUGG